Molecule: messenger RNA, 876 nt
Organism: Capsella rubella
Lineage: Eukaryota; Viridiplantae; Streptophyta; Magnoliopsida; Brassicales; Brassicaceae
Product: dirigent protein 21-like
Source: RefSeq, a predicted model, not a curated record
UCCUCGCUUUGUUUCGUCAACCAAAUCAAUUAUUUAUACAUUCGUGCUUUUUGCAAAUUAUAGCUCUGUUUUGUGUAUAAAUGAUGCAAGCACUUCAACGAUAACGCAAUCACAUCUUCACAUCUUCACACCUUCACAUAGCCUGAAAGAUCAUUUGAGUUUGUAGCGAGCAACUGACCAUCUUAGCCAUGGCUAGCCUUCAUCUUCUUCUUCUUUCUCUGUUCUCAGCUCUUCUCCUUGCCGCCACCAUUACAGAAUCCGAAGCAUACUCAACAACAGUGAAGGCACCAUAUCCAGGACAUAAACCAGAGAAACUAACCCACCUUCACUUCUACUUCCACGACAUUGUCUCCGGAAACAAACCAACGGCUGUGGUAGUCGCUAGAGGUCCUACAACAAACUCCUCUGCAACCAACUUUGGUGCAAUCGCAGACGAUCCAUUGACGAUGGGGCCUUUAAUAACCUCUGAGGAAAUUGGGAGAGCCCAAGGGAUGUAUGCAUCGGCUGACCAGAACAAGUUUGGUCUGCUAAUGGCUUUUAACUUUGUUAUCACAAAGGGUGAAUUUGCAGGGAGCACCAUCUCUAUGUAUGGCCGCAACCCAAUAUUGUCGAAGGUGAGAGAGAUGCCAAUCAUCGGAGGUACGGGAGCUUUUAGGUUCGGAAGAGGAUAUGCACAGGCUAAGACUUUUGUGUUCAAUACUAUCAGUGGAGAUGCUGUGGUCGAGUAUAAUGUCUAUAUUUGGCAUUAGCCUAUUGGCAUUUUUAUGUGCUUUUCACCACCUUUUUUUUGUUUUUUUUUGUUGAAAAUCAAAUGAAAUAACAACCGUUGGAAUAAAUGAUUUUUUGUUGUUGUUGCGUUGAAUUUGAUAUUGUGAC